This is a messenger RNA of Papaver somniferum (opium poppy), 609 nucleotides long. RefSeq lists its product as uncharacterized. The record is from RefSeq and is a predicted model, not a curated record. NCBI's taxonomy places the organism in Eukaryota, Viridiplantae, Streptophyta, Magnoliopsida, Ranunculales, Papaveraceae. The transcript has 3 exons. The coding region runs from base 1 to 609 and encodes 202 amino acids.
AUGGGGUUCUUUUUUUUAAGUCCAAAAGAAACAUUACUUAUCUAUCAAGAACAAACAGAAUGGGGUUUGUUGUGUAAUAAACUGGGUCCAGUGCCUCUUCUAGUGGAUGAAGAAUAUGAGGUUUCAAUUCUUGAAGAAUAUACUGUGAAGAAAGGAUAUGAAGCUCUGUUGGAGGAUGAUGUAGCUUGCAAUUUUGUGAAGUUUCUUUGGAAGAAGGAUAUUCCACCAAAGGAGAUUGAGACUUCUGAUCAUCUUUUCAUGCAUUGUGAUUAUGCUAAGGAGGUGUGGAAUUAUUUCUUUCAGUCUUGUCAUGUCAGUAGUGGCACUUAUAUGACUGUUCUGGAGUUGUUUGAGUUUUGGGUUGGUGUAGCAGUCCAAGGAAGAUGUAAGAAAGUUUGGGAGAAGAUUAUUUAUGCUACUAUGUGGCAUCUGUGGAAUGAGAGGAACUCUAGAAAUUUUGGUGGAAGAGCCUCUGAGAAGAAGAAGCUUGGGUACGCGUCUGUGGGAGGGUGGGGAACUGUCUGGCACCUUGGUACUAGUGAUACAUCGGUGAAGACAUAUGAUCUUGGGAGAAUCAAAGGGUUUGUUGGGCUUAAUAAGGAAGAUUAA